AUGGAAGGACCGAAAAUCGAGUUACAAAAACAGGAAUUAAUGAAACAAAUCGAUGAAUGGGAACGCGAAUCGAUCGAAAAGAUCCAUCAAGUGGCAAAUGAAGUUCGUCAUAAACUCUCAUUGCGUGUGAACAAAUUUGCCACCGAUCUCAAUUUUGAAUUCAAAGAAUUAACAAAAAGUCUCAUCCAAUGUCGCAAAGAGGAAGAUUUUAUUGAAACACGCAUUGAUUUCUUCAAUGAAGAACUCAAGAAAUUACAAGACACUUUCAACAAUCCAUGGAAUUUCAAAAUUGAACACUAUUCAACAUGCUUCAUCAAUAAAAUUCAUCUUGUCACGGAAACAUCAUUAUUACGCAGUGCAAUUCUGAAUGCCGAUGCAAAAUGGAUACAGAAUGGUGCUACUGUGGCUGGAGGAAAUGGAGCCGGUAGUGACAUGGAUCAACUUAGUGCUCCAAAUGGUUUGUGUGUUGAUAAUGACCAAAUUAUUUACAUUGCUGAAUGCCCAAAUCAUCGUAUUGCGGAAUGGACAUGUGGUGCAACGACUGGUCGAGUUGUGGCUGGUGGAAAUGGAAAAGGAAACCGUUCUGAUCAGUUGAGUGGCCCUGCAGAUGUGAUCAUUGAUAAAGAAAGAGAUAGCCUCAUCAUUUGUGAUUACCACAGUAAGAGAGUUGUUCGAUGGCCUCGACAGAAUGACAUAACUGGAGAAACGAUUAUCUCAAAUGUUGGAUGCUGGGGUUUGACAAUGGACGAUGAUGGAUUUCUUUAUGUUGUCGACUAUGAUAAUCAUGAAGUGAGACGAUAUCGAAUGGGAGAAAGUCAAGGAACAGUAGUUGCAGGUGGAAAUGGACAAGGAAAUCGUCUCGAUCAAUUGAAUCAACCGACAUACGUAUUCGUCGAUUACGAUCAUUCAGUGUACGUAUCAGACUGCGAAAACCAUCGCGUGAUGAAGUGGAUGGAAGGUGCGAAACAAGGUAUUGUUGUGGCUGGUGGUCGAGGUCAAGGAAAUUGUCUUACUCAAUUAUCAAAUCCUCGUGGCAUUAUCGUAGAUCAAUUAGGUACUGUGUACAUUGCUGAUCAUAAGAACCAUCGAAUUGUCCGUUGGCCUCAAGCAGCUACACAGGGAAAUAUUAUUGUUGGCGGAAAUGGUGAAGAAAAUGAUUCAAAUCAACUUAGUACUCCCAUCGGAUUGUCAUUUGAUCAGGAGGGGAUCCCUAAUAUUCCAGUCAAAGUUCGAUGGGCAAAGAAUGGAGUGACUGUUGCUGAAGAUCAUGAAGCAGGCAAUGCCACCAAUCAACUCGAUCGCCCUUUCGGUCUCUUCGAUGAAGAUGAUGGAACGAUAUUCAUCGCUGACCAUUGGAAUGAUCGGAUCGUUCAAUGGAAAGUAGGUGAUACGAAUGGUCAAGUGGUAGCUGGUGGUUUCGGGGGAGGAAAUCCAUUGAAUGGUCCAACCGAUGUGUUGAUCAAUAAAGAGACGGAUAGUCUCACUAUUUGUGACUGGGAAAAUCGACGAGUCCUACGAUGGUCUCGUCGUAGUGGCACAAUUCAAGGAGAAAACCUCAUCAAGAGAAUUGAUUGUUAUGGAUUGACUAUAGAUGAUCAGAGAUAUCUCUACAUCUCUGACAUUGAAAAACAUGAAGUAAGACGAUUUCAAAUAGGAGAAAAGAAUGGAACUCUCGUUGCUGGUGGCAAUGACAAAGGUGCUGAUCUCAAUCAACUCAAUCGAUCGACCUUCCUCUUUGUCGAUGGACAACAGGCUGUCUACGUGUCAGACACCUACAAUCACCGUGUGAUGAAAUAA
Molecule: messenger RNA, 1797 nt
Organism: Rotaria sp. Silwood1
Lineage: Eukaryota; Metazoa; Rotifera; Eurotatoria; Philodinida; Philodinidae
Source: the annotation of a GenBank genome assembly